Molecule: messenger RNA, 2425 nt
Organism: Acinonyx jubatus (cheetah)
Lineage: Eukaryota; Metazoa; Chordata; Mammalia; Carnivora; Felidae
Gene: PALMD
Product: palmdelphin
Exons: 8
Coding region: 452-2107 (551 amino acids)
Biological process (GO): regulation of cell shape
Cellular component (GO): cytoplasm; membrane
Source: RefSeq, a predicted model, not a curated record
CAGACCCACACAGACAGAGAUGGCUGUGUGUUGCUAGAGCAGAGGCUGAUUAAACACUCAGCUCAUGGGCCUUCCUGUGCCACUCCUGGAAAAUAACGAGUUGGGUAAGGAACAGUUAAUAAGAAAAUGUGACUUGCUAACUGUGCACAUUACAACAAAGAGCUGGCAGCUCCUGAAGGAAAAGGGCUGGUGCGGCUGCCGUUCAAACUUGUCAGUCAGCUCUCGCCAGCAGCCUCAGGGUCUGCCUUCCCGGCACACUCUCAUUACAUGUGUCUGUCUGGCCUGAUCUGUGCAUCUGCUCAGAGACGCUCCUGCCGAGCCGGGGAUUUCUGCCUUCCUCCACUGGUGCAAAGAGCUUCUCCUCUGUCACCCCUCUCCUCUCCCCAAGGAGGCUCCUGCUUUAUGGUAGCUUUGGACUUCCUGCGCCGUCUGCCUGCCCUUGACUUCUAGAAUGGAAGAAGCUGAGCUGGUGAAGGAAAGACUUCAGGCCAUCACAGAUAAAAGAAAAAUACAGGAAGAAAUAUCACAGAAGCGUCUGAAAAUAGAGGAAGAAAAAUUAAAGCACCAGCAUUUGAAGAAAAAGGCCUUAAGGGAGAAAUGGCUUCUAGAUGGAGUCAGCAGCGGAAAAGAACAGGAAGAGAUGAAGAAGCAGAAUCAACAAGACCAGCACCAGAUCCAGGUUCUAGAACAAAGCAUCCUCAGACUUGAGAAGGAGAUCCAAGAUCUUGAAAAGGCUGAGCUGCAAAUCUCAAUCAAUGAAGAGGCAAUUUUGAAGAAACUGAAAUCAAUUGAGAGGACAACAGAAGACAUAAUAAGGUCUGUGAAGGUGGAAAUGGAAGAAACAUCAGAAGAGUCAAUUGAAGACAUCUAUGCUAAUAUCCCUGACCUUCCAAAAUCCUAUGUGCCUUCCAGAUUAAGGAAGGAAAGAAAUGAAGGAACAGAAGAUGAUGAACAGAAUAGAAAAGCUUUGUACGCCAUGGAAAUUAAAGUUGAAAAAGACUUGAAAACUGGAGAAAGUACAGUCCUGUCUUCUAUACCUCUCCCAUCAGAUGACUUUAAAGGUACAGGAAUAAAAGUUUACGACGACGGGCAGAAGUCAGUAUAUGCAGUAAGCUGUAAUCAUGGUGCAGCAUACAAUGGCACCGAUGGCCUGGCACCAGUUGAGGUAGAGGAACUUUUAAGACAAGCCUCAGAGAGAAACUCUAAAUCUCCAACAGAGUAUCAUGAGCCUGUAUAUGCCAAUCCAUUUUGCAGGCCUACAACUCCACAGAGGGAGAAGAUAACUCCUGGACCAAAUUUUCAAGAAAGGAUAAAGAUGAAAGCUAACGGACUAGGUAAUGAUAUGAAUGAAUCUGUAUACACUAUGGACAAUGGACUUUCAGAGGAGAGGGACAACAGCUUCAAUCAUAUCAGCCCUGUUCGACCGAUACCUCAACCCCGAUCAAUGACUCAACAAGCCAAGGAGAUGCCCGACACCCUACAAAAGAGGCUGAUGACUCCUUGGGAAGAAUCAAAUGUGAUGCAGGACAAAUAUUCACCCUCUCCAAAGGCAAGAAUGAGUCCCAGCGAAGCAAUAGCUGGGAAGCCAAAAUACCAGGAUUCUUCUCCUACUUGCCAGGAGGAUGAGGAAGAUAUCAGAUACAAUAUCGUUCAUUCCUUACCCUCUGACAUGGCUGAUACAGAACCCGUGACAAUGAUUUUCAUGGGCUACCAGCAGGCAGAAGACAAUGAAGAAGAAAAGAAGCUUCUGACAGGGUAUGAUGGGAUCAUCCAUGCUGAGCUGGUUGUGAUUGAUGAUGAGGAGGAGGAGGGUGAAGGAGAAGCUGAGAAACCAUCCUACCAUCCUGUAGCUCCCUACAGUCAGGUUUACCAGCCUGCCAAACCAACACCACUUCCUAGAAAGAGAUCAGAAAUUAAUCCCUAUGAAAACACAAACCACAAAUCUCCACACAAAAAUUCCAUAUCCUGGAAAGAGCAAGAAGAAAGCUUAGGCAACCCGGUUCAACAUUCUCCACUUGAUGUUCAGAUAGCUGGAGAUGGGACUGAGGACCCGUCCUUAACAGCUUUAAGGAUGAGAAUGGCAAAACUGGGGAAAAAAGUUAUCUGAGAGGUGUAUCAUCUACCCAAACAUCCUUUGGAGAAGAACCUAAGAAACAUUUGCCAACUUCCCUUCUGGAUAUUUUGUUUCUUUUUCCUGAGACUCAAAAAAAGUAUAAUUAUAGCCAUAGUAAGCCAUGUGGAUAAGCAGUAAUCAUUAUUUGUGAAAAAUUCCAAAACAGCUAGGGAGAACAAACGCUUAACUUUUCCAGUUACUUGACACAAUUUGUUGGGGGUGGGGGCAGAAACCAGCAUAUUUUUAUUGUAUUGAUACCAAAGCAUUUCUAAUAAGAGUGUGUUAAAUUUAAGAAUAAAGUUAUUUAAAAUA